Stegastes partitus (bicolor damselfish) is the source of this 1519-nucleotide messenger RNA. RefSeq names its product clusterin-like protein 1. Gene Ontology annotation, molecular function: misfolded protein binding. The transcript is spliced from 8 exons. Bases 1 to 1389 code for a protein of 462 amino acids. NCBI's taxonomy places the organism in Eukaryota, Metazoa, Chordata, Actinopteri, Pomacentridae. Gene Ontology annotation, cellular component: nucleus. The record is from RefSeq and is a predicted model, not a curated record.
AUGAGGAGGUUUCUGUCUCAGAUUCUCUGCAUCGCUGUAGUUGUGCUCUGUGCCGCUGAUUCUCCUGCCGUCAGCGAGGAAACACUGAAAAAGCUGUCUGCAGCUGGAGAGCAGUAUGUGGAUGAGGAGAUAAAACAAACUUUACUUGGAGUGAAGCAGAUGAAGGAAAUGAUGGAGAAGAAAGAAGAGAAGCACAGACACCUGAUGGACGCCCUGAGACACAGCAGCGACAAGAAGGAGGGGGUGAUGCAGCUGGCCAAAGAAACAGAGCAGAAACUGGAGGAAGCUGAACAGAGAUGUCGAGAUUUGACCAAAUCUUCCUUUGGGAAGUGUCGACCUUGCCUGGAAGAUUCCUGUAAGGCCUUCUACACGUCUACAUGUCGCCGUGGCUUCGCUUCUUUCUCAUUUAAGGUCGAGGAGUUUUUUAGGAAAAUGGCCACCCAGUUGGACGCUACAGAGCAUGUUUACAAUCAAAACCAGGAGAGUUCAGAUGGAACCUCGUCAGCUGAGAUCACAGAAGAUAGAUCCCAUCUGGAUCUGUCCCAGGCUGAAACGUCGUUCAGUCAGCUGUCGUCGAACAUCAGCCUCCUGUACGACCGCAGCAUCUCCGUGGUCCAGAGGAUGCAGCAGGUGUUCGGUCGUUCCUUUCAAGCCGCCUUCACCUCAGAGCUGCAGCCCGGCCCGCUGUCAGCCAUGCAGGGGGAACCCAGCGCCGGCUUCCUCAGGACCGUGGGUUUGGAUCACGUCUUCGACUCGGUGUUUGACUUUGGGAAGAACGUGGUGGAGAAAUUCAGCUCCACGGUGGCUGAUGCGUUUGAGGAGAUGCAUGAAGCUGAAGAGUAUCUACAACAAGAUACAGGUUCCCUUCCUGCUUGGGGAGCGACUCCAGGCGGAUAUCUGUGCAGACAACUAAGGAGACAAGCAUCAGAGUGCUGGCAGCUGCAAGUCUUAUGCGAGACAUGCAAGGAUUAUCUGCUAAAAGAGUGUCCCAGUGUGCAGCAGUUGCACUCUGAGACGGAGGAGAUGUACAUGCUGCUGAACGCCUCCCGUCAGCAGUACGACGACAGACUGCAGCUGGUCCAGAGACACACAGCCGACACUCAGAAGUGGCUGAGCAGCAUGGAUGACAAGUUCGGUUGGAUCAGCCAGCUGUCCAACAGCUCAGUGGACCCACAGCACAUCUUCAGAGUGAUCACGGUGAAUUCGCAGCCACAGAUGAAGAAUAUCAAACCUAAAGCAGACCGCAGCGUGGUCGUCUCCAUACUGGACUCAACCCCGAUAACCGUACUAGUCCCAGCAGAUCUGGAGGUGGAUGACCCUGCUUUCAUCCAGUAUGUCGCUCAGGAGGCUCUGACACUUCAUAAACAGCAGAUAAAAGGAAUGGAGUAAUGUGACCAUCUGAUCAUCCAAACAGUUUCUCCAGAUGCUGAAUAAAGAGUUCAGUGACGUCCAGGUUUUUUGAACAACUAAGCUUUAUCUUUUCAAAACUUGAAAAUGACCGCGUAGACCUCUAAACUCU